AUGUUCAGCGCCCUCCCAGCUUACACCCGCAACAGAAGCCGAUUAUUUCUCCACACUACCCGAUCUAGUUUCAGCCUUUUCGCCGUCCCGCCUUCUUUACCACCACGGCCGCCGCCACCGCAAACCCCUCUCGCCUUUAGGUCACAGAACGCCAAACUUCCCUUAAUAAUCCCACGCCCGGCCGACCACAUCUCGUUUCCGGAGUUCAGAAGAUUCUCGCUUCUAGAGACAAGCGGCAGACCUAUCUUGCCAAUUGCUUCCGAUUCGAGUAAUAUCGGUGAUUUUUACGAGUCCUUGGUUCGUCGAUAUCAGGACUCAUCUUCGCCCAAGGAUGCGGACAGGUUUCAUCUGGGUUUGCUCAAACACGGGUUCAAUGGUGAUUUGUUCCUGUGCAAUACCCUUAUCAAUGUUUUUGUCAGAGCUGGCCGUUUGGAUACCGCCCGGAAGUUAUUCGACGAAAUGCCUGACCGAAAUGGCAUCACUUGGGCUUGUUUGAUUACUGGAUAUGCCCAGAAUGGUAUGCCCGAAGAGGCUUGUAAGACAUUUAAAGGGAUGGUUUGCGAAGGAUUUCAGCCAAAUCGCUUUGCUAUCGGGAGUGCAUUUCGAGCUUGCCAGGUGACUGGUACAGAAGGGAUUAAACUCGGCAUGCAGAUUCAUGGCUGGAUUCUAAAGUCUCCUCAUGAACACGACGCAGUUCUCUCCAACGUUUUGAUAUCGAUGUACGGAAGCAGCAUCCAGGCAGAACAUUUUGAAAGCGCUCGUCGUGUAUUUGAUGAGAUGAAAGUUAGGAAUUCUGUAUCAUGGAACUCCAUCAUAUCAGUUUACUCGAAACGUGGGGAUUCUGUCUCUGCUUUUGAACUAUUCUCCAACAUGCAAAAAGAUUCCGGAUUUGGCUCCAAUCCCAACGAGUACACCUUAGGAAGUUUGAUCACUGUUGCUUGUUCUUCCAGCUCAUCUUUGCUGGAGCAGAUUCUUGUCAGGGUUGAAAAAUCAGGCUUUCUGUCAGAUCUCUACGUGGGCAGUGCUUUGGUAAGUGGGUUUUCUAGGUCUGGAGUUUUCGAUUAUGCUAGGAAGAUUCUGAAGCAGAUGACCACUCGCAGUUUCGUCUCCAUGAACGGAUUAAUGGUUGGACUGGUUCGGCACAAAUGCGGAGAACAAGCAGCUGAAGUGUUCACUGAAAUGAGAAGCUCAGUCGAUAUAAAUCUCGAUUCAUAUGUUAUACUGUUGAGUUCUUUUCCCGAGUUCUCUACAAUAGAGGAAGGAAGAAGAAAGGGUCGAGAAGUUCAUGGAUGCGUGAUCCGAAAUGGGUUCAACGAAAUCAAGGUCUCAAUAGGUAAUGGCCUUAUCAACAUGUAUUCCAAAUGCGCUGAUAUUUUUAACGCCAGAUCAGUGUUUGACCUCAUGGUGAACAAAGAUUCAGUAUCAUGGAACUCCAUGAUUUCUGGGCUUGACCAGAACGAGUGUUUUGAAGAUGCAGUAGACGGAUACCGCCAAAUGAGAAGGACCGGUUUAAAGCCGUCGAAUUUUGCAUUUAUUAGUGCUUUGAGUUCAUGCGCAAGCUUGAGUUGGAUCAUGCUAGGACGACAGUUACACGGCGAAGUGAUAAAAUUCGGACUUGAACUCGACGUUUCAGUUUCGAAUUCCCUUCUUGCACUAUAUGCUGAAACUGGUUGUCUUGCUGAAUGUCAGAAGGCCUUCUUGUUGAUGCCAGAUCUCGAUCUGGUCUCGUGGAACACCGCAAUUGGAGCAUAUGCUAAUUCAGACUCUUUGGCUUCUAACUCGGUAGAAACUUUCCUGGAAAUGAUGAGAGCUGGAUGGAAUCCCAACAGAGUAACCUUCAUCAACAUCCUCACUGCAGUCUCAUUUCUCUCCCUUAAUGAACUCACCCCUCAAAUCCACGUCAUGUUGCUGAAACGCCACAUGGCUGAUGAUUUGGCUUUAGAAAACGGCCUGUUGGCUUCCUAUGGCAAAUGUGGAGAGAUGAACGACUGUGAGAAGAUCUUCUUGAGAAUGUCGAAUCGAAGAGAUGAAGUCAGCUGGAACUCGAUGAUUUCUGGUUACAUCCACAACGAGAUGCUAUCGGAAGCCAUGGAUUUGGUCUGUUCCAUGAUGCAGACGGGUCAACGGUUGGACCGGUUCACCUUUGCCACCGUUCUCAGCGCUUGUGCUUCCAUCGCCACACUGGCACAUGGUGCAGAAGUCCAUGCUGCUGCAUUGAGAUCUUGUCUGGAGUCCGAUGUAGUCAUUGGAAGUGCUCUGGUAGACAUGUACUCGAAAUGUGGUAGAGUUGACUAUGCAUCAAGAUUCUUCAACUCGAUGCCCGUUAGGAAUUUAUACUCGUGGAACUCGAUGAUAUCGGGGUAUGCUCGACAUGGGCACGGUGAAAAAGCUCUGGACCUGUUUUCACAGCUCGAAGCUCUAGGUGGGUUGCUUCCUGAUCACGUCACCUUCGUUGGAGUGUUAUCAGCUUGUAGCCAUGUUGGACUGGUUGAUUUAGGGUUUGGCCAUUUCACCUCGAUGACCGAGAAAUACAGAUUAAAACCUCGAAUCGAGCAUUAUUCCUGCAUGGCAGAUCUCCUAGGAAGAGCAGGGCAGCUUGAGAAGUUGGAGAAUUUCAUCAACUCAAUGCCGAUGAAGCCCAAUACUCUGAUCUGGAGGACGGUUCUAGGCGCCUGUGGUCGAUCAAAUGGUCGGAAGACCGAGCUAGGGAAGAAAGCCGCCAUAAUGCUAAUGGAGAUGGAGCCCGAUAACGCAACAAACUAUGUACUUAUGUCAAACAUGUAUGCGUCAGGAGGGCAAUGGGAUGAGGUGGCAAGGUCCAGAAGGGCAAUGAGAGAUGCCUUGGUGAAGAAGGAAGCAGGGUGUAGUUGGGUGUCGAUGAAAGACAGGGUCCACGUGUUUGUGGCCGGAGACAAGUUUCAUCCGGAGAUGGAUUCGAUAUACGAGAAGUUGAAGGAGUUGAAGGGGAAGAUGAAGGAUGCAGGGUAUGUUGCAGAGACGGGGUUUGCUUUCUAUGAUGUUGACGUGGAGAGCAAGGAAGAGUUGUUGAGUUAUCAUAGUGAGAAGCUUGCUGUGGCAUUUGUUUUGAGUCGUGGUGGAGGGAGGGCACCGAUUAGGGUUAUGAAGAAUCUGAGGGUUUGUGGCGAUUGUCACACUGCUCUGAAGUUGAUAUCGAAGAUUGAAGGAAGGCAGAUUGUGAUGAAUGGCACAUUGAUAUCUGAUUUGAACUUUUCCCUGUUGUACCAGAAAGGAGCUUGUGCCUACAAAGCCAUUGAGCAACAUAAAUUGGACGACAACAAUGCCCAUGCGGAGACUGGAAGUGCUGCCUUAGAUAAGCAUGUUGCUUUGCUCUACUCGUAUAAAGGAUCCUGGUCAAUGGCUUAUGUUCGAGGGUGCUUUCUGGCUCUUACGUCGACUCCCGAGUUCUCACAGUCGUGCGAAUUGUUCUUGAAAAGGAUUCUGAAUGGACAGUCAUGUUUGCAAGUGUUCUUUGAGCAGGUCAAUGCUGCCGCCAACUACGCGAUUCACGCCAUAACCGGGAUUUACUAUUCGCCCAUCAAAGCAUCCACACCUAUCGAAGAGCAUGCACGGAGCAUUCUCACACCUUGCGCUUUCAACACGAAAUUGUGAUGUCCAUGCAAUAUGGAGCACAAGAACUUCCAGAUGGGUCAUAUCUCGUACAAUAUUUUAAGAAAAUGGAUAGCGAAUAUUUAAGCUCCCAGAAAAAUACUUCCCAGCCCGCUGGAGGAGCUCUGCGGAAGCAGAUCACAAUGCUGAAAGCAACAGUGAUUUGUGUGUUCAACCCUUCCUUUUUCUUGCUGCAUCUCUACCGACCGAUCAGUGUAUCCAAAGCAAAGAUCGGUUUAGUUAUGUUCAUAGGGAGAUUUCAGCACUACUUAAUCGUGUUCGAAGCAUGCCAGCUGGAGUAGUUCUGCUUCUCAAUGUUGCAUCUAACAAUGACGUUGAAUCUUGACUCGGUUAAAUAUAGUCGAGGAUGACCUUUAAAAGCACAGUUAUAACCUUGUGCAUCAAAAUAUAACUUGUGUGUAUCUUUGAUGGCAUUUAACAGCAGUGGAAGGGAUGAAAUACAGGCUUCUUGGUAGCUUCUAUCUGCAUCUUCAUUAUUCUGUUAGAAACACGGGUUAGGCCGAGUGGGAGGGGGUGAAGAGCUCGGCCCUAGUGGGUUAGUCGGGUAGUAUUUUGUUAUUUGUCAGUACUAUUUAAGGGGAUG
Messenger RNA from Linum tenue, 4231 nucleotides. The record is from the annotation of a GenBank genome assembly. Lineage: Eukaryota; Viridiplantae; Streptophyta; Magnoliopsida; Malpighiales; Linaceae.